Messenger RNA from Volvox carteri f. nagariensis, 4005 nucleotides. Its product is annotated as kinesin-like protein. Gene Ontology annotation, molecular function: microtubule binding; microtubule motor activity; ATP binding. The record is from RefSeq and is a predicted model, not a curated record. The coding region runs from base 1 to 4005 and encodes 1334 amino acids. Gene Ontology annotation, biological process: microtubule-based movement. Lineage: Eukaryota; Viridiplantae; Chlorophyta; Chlorophyceae; Chlamydomonadales; Volvocaceae. The transcript is spliced from 25 exons.
AUGGCAUUCAUGCAAGCGGGAAUGUCAGCAGAGGCAUUGGCCGCAGCCGCGGAGCUGGAUGUACCCCCUGGCAAGUACCAGGUCAUCAAGGCCGUCAUCAGUGACAUGAUUGAACCGGACUCACUGCCCCCCGGCUGGGAGGCACGAUACGAUGCGGCAAUGGUGCGACGGGAGUAUGUAAACAAAGACACUGGCGAGGUGCAGUACAAGCACCCCUUGUUGUCGUACUAUCGUGGCGCGGCUUUUAUGGAGCUUGGUGGUUCCCAGCAGCUUCAGGGUAAUGAAGAGGAGCAGCCUCCAGCACCUCAGGAGAUUUUGGACAUGUGUGCCUAUUUAGGCAUCAAUCCUAGCCAGGAUGAUCCGUACAUUCUGGAAGUAGCUAGACUGGCCAUCAGUGCGCCGCUACCGGCUCACUGGGUGGAGGCGGAGGACGACGACGGCAACCCCAUGUUCACCAACCAGCAAACCGGUGAGUCGCAGCCCUCCCAUCCUCUGGACCCGUACUUCGUGGAAAUGAUCAAGAGGAGGCGAAGGGAGUUGCUCGUCCGAAGUGACGGUGUGGGUAUUCGGUCCGCCCUGGCCGCCAAACGCCUCCACGAAAUCGGGGUACCGGGAAUCACCGUUCCGCCCGAGCUGCUGGAGGACGUGGCGGGCAGCAGGCGUCAGGAGGAGGAGGAGGAGGAGGAGGCGUCCGGUGCCGGGCGCAACUUCGGACCUCUGGUUACGAUUGAGGAGACGGAGGAGGAGGGCCAUGAUGACGAGGACCAUACACAUAAGCCCGGUAAGCAGCCGCAGCAGCCGCCGCAGCAGCAAAUGCAAAAACCGCUUCAGCUGCAACCUCAAGUCCAGCAGAAGCAGAAGCAGAAGCAGGAGUCGCAACGGAGCUUGAUGUUGGAGGAUUUUGAGGGGGAGGAGGAGGACGGGGACGAAGAGGAGGAGGAGAAGGCGAGGGCGGCGGCGGAGUACGACGAUGAGGAUGCGGCGCUGGCAGCGCUCCGCGCGCAGGCGGCCGAGGCGGCCCGUCGCGCCGCCGCAGCGGUGGCGGAGUUCGACGCCAAGUUUCCUCCGCUGCCCGUACUGCUUAAUGACAGCAGCGGCGGCGGCGGCGACCUGCGUCGAUCUCGGUCGUACACUGAGGUGGAGACGGGGCGGCUGAUGAAACAAAUCUCUGCCAUUGAAGCGGCGCGAAGUGCACUCACAACCGCCGCCGCCUCCGACGUCCCCACCGCCGCCGCUGCAUCGGCAGCGGGCUCCAUUUAUGCCGUCGCCAGGCUGCCAUCGGGGCGUCUGGAUCUCCUUCGAAGCCGCGUGUACGGCAGCUCCGGCGUUGCCAGCGCCGCCGCCGCAGCGGCGGUAGCGGCCGCGGCGGCAGAUUCGGCGCCGCCAUCGCGGAAUCCAGCUCGGGAGCCAUCCCGGGAGCGCAUUCGCGUUGCUGUACGGGCUCGUCCAGUUCCGAAACCUGGGGAACCAGACGCCUGGCUGAUUGAUCCCGUCAGUCGUACUGUACGACUGAAAGAGAACGCCGCCAGCGCUACCCACCGCCACAUCAGCGCCGACCGCGUGUAUUGCUUCGACCUGGUACUGAGCCCAGAUAGCAGUACGAAGCAGUUGUGGGCUAGUCAUGUCGUACCGCUGAUGGACGCCUCCCUUGGCGGAAUCAACACCACGGUGUUUGCGUACGGCCAGACUGGCAGUGGCAAGACGUAUACGAUGUUUGGCAGCGACGGGCGGUUGGAGGAUGGCGCCAUCGCCAUGUCCCUCAGCUACCUGUUCAAGGCGCUCAAGGUGGCGGGGUGGGGGGGGAGCUUAGGGGGGGGUGGGGCUGGCGAUGGAGGUGGCGGCGGCCCGAUUGUGGUGUCUAGGGCGCUCCGUAAGCUCAAGGGAGGCGCGGAGGAGUACACUGUUAAGAUCUCAAUGUUGGAGCUGUACAACGAGCAGCUCCGAGACCUCCUGGCUCCCGGAGGCGGUCCCUUCGACCGCCUAGGCCGGCCCUCAGGCGCGCCGCUGGCGUUACAAGACGACCCGCGGGUCGGUGUACGUGUAAGUGGACUGGACGAGCACGCCGUGGCGGACGUACCGGCGGCCAUGGCACUCGUGGCUCGCGGUGCGAUGUCUCGAUCGGUUGGCAGUACGGCAAUGAAUGAGGUCAGCAGCCGGAGUCAUACGAUUGUACGACUGGCAUUGGAGACACGGGAGGCCACCACCCGUGAGCUCGUGCACACUUCAUUGGUUUCGUUUGUGGAUUUGGCGGGUAGCGAGCGGUUGGCCAAGACUGGCUCCAGCGGUACGCGGUUCGUGGAGGGCACCAACAUCAACAUCUCUCUGCUCAUGUUGGGUACGGUGGUAUCCAAGCUGGCGGAGGGCCGUACGGGGGAGUUCAUUCCGUACAGGAACUCCAAGCUCACGCGCCUGCUCCAGCCCUGCCUGGGGGGUAACUCCAAAACCGCCAUCAUCGCCACCAUUAACCCAUCAGUGGACCACGUGGAGGAGACAUUCAACACACUGGCAUUCGCCACUCGGGCCAUGGACGUCGUCAACCAGGUUUCCGUCAACAGCUACAUCCGUGGUUCCGGAGCCGUCGGCGGGGCGCUCAGCGGCGCCGCGGCGGCGGCGCUUCAGAAGCAAGUUGCCACUCUGAAAGCUGAGCUGGCGGCGCUGAAGAAAGAAGCCGGCGGAGCCGGUGGACUUGGCAGUGGUACGGCACUGCUGCUGGGCCCUGACGGCGGCGGCGCCAACGCAGCGGCGCUGAUGGCUGAGCGGUUGGCACGGUUGGAGAUUGACAAGGCACGGCUGCUGGACAGGCUGGAGGCCCUCACCGGCCGUGCCCAAGGGGACGUGUACGACGAUCUGCCGCCGACGCCGCCGGAUCUUCAUCUGCCGCCGCCGCGGCCGCCGGGUCGCAGCGGCUCCAGCGGCAGCCUCGCCGCCGCCGGCACCACACCCUCCCUGGCGUUGAGGAGCAUUGCGAGGUUGGCGUGUGUGGGGAGGGCUGGCGGCGGCGGCGGUGCUGUUGGCGGGUCGCCGUCCAAAUCGUUGAUUCCCCGGCCUAACGAGCAAAUUCCUCCGGAGGAGGUCGUUGUGGCGGUUAGGGGCAUGCGGGACGAGCGGGAUGAGCUACGCCGCCGCGACUUGAAGCUUCGACGGAACUUAGAGGAAGCCCAUGAGCGGUUAGCCGAGGUGGAGCCGUACAGAGUGCUGGCAGAGCAGGUUAAGGAGGUGGUCGGCAUGUUGGAGAAUAUUCUAGGUCCCUCCCCGGUGGCGGUGGCAGGGGCGGAUCGGGAUCUGGACAGCGACCCCGCCACCGCCGCAUGCAACCAGGCAGCUCGUCUGGCGGAGAACGUGCAAGCGGUGGCGAUGAUGCACAAUGAGCUGUUGGCGUUACAACAGCAGUUGGCGACGUCGGAGGCGGUGGCGGCGGCAGCGGCGCGGCGAGCGGGCAGCGCGGAGACGGCGUUACAGAGGGCGGCGGUGACGGCGGCGGAGGAUUGGAUGGCGACCGGGGACGGCGGUGACGCGAGGCUCAAGAAUAUGGUGGAGCAACUGAACAGUCAACUAACAGCUGUACGACGAGAGCUGGAUGUGACCAAGUCCGAGCUGGCGAAGUGGCGCGGCCUGGCGGCGGAAGCGCCAGAGGUUGGGGAACCCGGCGCAGCGGACGGCGGUGACGGUGACGUUGACGAUGUGUACGGCGACGAUGAUGGCGAGGGGGAGGCCAGCCGCCAACCUGCCAAGCGGCUUGCGAGUGCCGCGUCUCUGAAUGUGGGCAGUUUUGCAAUCCGAAAGGCCCGAGAGGCGAUGGUGCAGGCAUCGAGUUUGGAGGCUCGUUGCAACGCCGCGGAGGCGGAACGAGAUGAACUUCGGGAGCGGCUGCAGGCGUUGGAGGAGGCUGUAGCAGCGGGUGGAGUUGGCGGCCGGGGACUGCUACAGCCACCAGGAGGAGGCAGGGGAGGUGGGUACGGCAGUACGGCGGUACGGCAGUGCUUUCGAAAGGGAGGUUUGAGGUAA